UCCUGCCCGGCCUGCCCGGCCCGGCGGAGCCAGUCCUGAGGAGGGGACAGACCCCGGUAGGAGUUCCACCAUGCUGAAAGUCACCAUGCCCUCCUCCUCAUCGUCAUCCUCAUCCUCCUCCUCCUCUGGCUCCUCCGCUGCCGGGCGCCCCGGAACCGCUGCGCCCGACUACUGGAUCGACGGCUCCAACAAAGACACCCUGGCCCACUAUUUCGAGCUGGAGUCCGAGCUGGGACGUGGGGCUACAUCCAUUGUCUACAGAUGCAGGCAGAAAGGGACGCAGAAACCUUACGCCAUCAAAAUGUUGAAGAAGACAGUUGACAAGAAAAUAGUACGUACAGAAAUUGGAGUUCUUCUUCGCCUUUCACAUCCAAAUAUUAUAAAACUGAAGGAGAUAUUUGAGACCCCUACAGAAAUCAGUCUUGUUCUGGAAUUGGUCACAGGUGGAGAAUUAUUUGACAGGAUUGUGGAAAAGGGUUACUACAGUGAACGAGAUGCUGCUGAUGCUGUUAAGCAGAUCCUGGAGGCAGUUGCUUAUCUGCAUGCAAAUGGUAUUGUGCAUCGUGACUUGAAGCCAGAAAAUCUCCUCUAUGCAACGCCAGCACCAGAUGCACCUCUAAAAAUCGCUGACUUUGGACUUUCCAAGAUUGUGGAAGAUCAAGUGACCAUGAAGACAGUUUGUGGAACUCCAGGGUACUGUGCACCAGAGAUACUACGGGGAUGUGCCUAUGGCCCUGAAGUUGACAUGUGGUCUCUGGGGAUUAUCACCUACAUCCUACUCUGUGGCUUUGAACCAUUUUACGAUGAAAGGGGAGAUCAGUACAUGUUUAAGAGAAUCCUGAACUGUGAAUAUGACUUUGUAUCCCCCUGGUGGGAUGAUGUGUCUCUGAAUGCCAAGGAUUUAGUUAAGAAGCUGAUUGUUUUAGACCCCAAGAAACGCCUCACCACUCUACAGGCUUUGCAGCACCCAUGGGUUACAGGGAAGGCAGCGAACUUUGCACAUAUGGACACAGCACAAAAGAAACUUCAAGAAUUCAAUGCCCGGCGUAAACUUAAGGCUGCAGUAAAAGCUGUGGUGGCAUCAACUCGCCUUGGCAGUGCCAGCAGUCACAGCACGCAUGACAGCAACAAGCACGGCCAUAACCCAUCUCCUGUCCAUGACAGCAAACCUGAAGAGAAGCCCACUCAGGAAGAAGCAGCAGCUCCAGAAGCAAUGUCCUAGGUCAAUGUGGUUCCUUGUUUCAGCUGAGAUCUCUCAUUUCAUACACCAGCUAACUUGUCAUUCAGCAAGAGACAUUUGUCAGCUUGACCUCUCUGGUUCUGCUUUGGGGUGCCAAAUGCACUGGCUGGUGAUCCUACCUUCAAUGCAUGUGACUGCUUAUGAAAAUAGUAAACUGUUCCAUAAGGCAUGUCAUGGAAACAGUUUUAUUUGCAGUAAUACCAGCAGGUAAAAACAUGGGGAUGAAUAACUACCUACCAUAAUUCGUAUACUUCAUAUAUGUAUCCAAGUGUUUCUAGAUGGCAUUUGAAACGAAAUAGCAUUUAAUUUGGUUUUAUGGAAGUAGAUGUCUUCAGUAUGUCGUGAGUUUCUUAGAACUGCUUACUUCCAGAUUCAUAGACCUGCAGCAGAUGAAAUGGAAGGAAGAACCAAGCCAAUGCUUUUAAAACUGAUGUAUGAAAUAAUGCUUUUUAUCUGUAAAAUUAAAAAAUAUUUGGGGAUUUAUAUGCAAAAACAUUCUAUUACUCCUGGGAAGAAACUGAAAUGCUAGUUCCACUGUGCAUGAAAAUGUACAUUCCUCAAGCUUGUGCUGAGAAUGCCUUAUUCUGACUUUUCCUGUUUAUAUACAGUAUUUUAAUGACAACCAAAAUUACUCAGAUCUCUGCCAUUUCAUUCUCUAGUAAGUGUUAGCAAAGCAAAACAGUAGACUAAAACAGUAUUACUGUAGAUGCAAAUUUAAAAAAUACCAUUAUAUUUAUGCAUUUAUUUCUAAACUGUGCAGCUGGAAGACAUUUUUGUAGGGCUAAAGGGAAUAAUCCAAAAUUGCACAGGUUGUAAAUGCUUGAAAGAAACUAUUCCACAACUCAAUGAUUUUGCUCUUGGGAAACACUCUUAUACAAGGUCUGGGAGCAAGUAGUAUAAUCUAGCUGCUUCCCAGAUAGUUUAACUUUAUGAGUAACCAGUUUCCACUUGUAAGCAUGAGUCCAGGUUUUCCUGAAAAAGGACUCCUCCUGUAAAGUGAUCUGUCAGCACAGAUCUUGCAUCCACCCAGAGCUUCUGUGUCUUAUGUUAAAUCUGUGUGCAUGGAUCAGCUUGCAAAAUUAGGGUCAGGCUCUUCAACCAUCUUGAUUAUUUUUGUUGAACAUAAUUUAUAGGAAUUUCCUCUUCAUGGGAAAACUAACAUGCAUCAGUAUGUAUGACAAUUGGUUUUUAUCACCUUGAUAGCAUGUGAAUUUUGUAGUGUUAUUGAUAUAUUACAGCAAUGGAAAAAAGAACGUGAUGUACAAUAAUGUUGUGUUUAAUUUUUUUAAUAUGGGUAGUUACCUAACACUCUAAUACACUCAGCAUUCCUUUUUUGCUUUGUUUUUAUGAUAAGCUAGGCCUUGCACAACAUGCCUUGAAAAAAUAUACCAGCUACUGAAAAUAAAAAGUCAUUAAUAAACCGUUCAGUAGCUACAUUUCCAGGAGAAAUUAAAGGGUAAUACAAUGUUAUUCAUGUGGUAGGUUUGAUAAAUAAAAUGUAAUAUAUAUUAAUAUAAAAAGGAAGA
Apus apus (common swift) is the source of this 2766-nucleotide messenger RNA. RefSeq names its product calcium/calmodulin dependent protein kinase IV (gene CAMK4). The record is from RefSeq and is a predicted model, not a curated record. Gene Ontology annotation, molecular function: calmodulin binding; ATP binding; calcium/calmodulin-dependent protein kinase activity. NCBI's taxonomy places the organism in Eukaryota, Metazoa, Chordata, Aves, Apodiformes, Apodidae. The transcript has 12 exons. Bases 71 to 1222 code for a protein of 383 amino acids. Gene Ontology annotation, biological process: protein phosphorylation.